Messenger RNA from Guillardia theta CCMP2712, 390 nucleotides. RefSeq lists its product as hypothetical. Lineage: Eukaryota; Cryptophyceae; Pyrenomonadales; Geminigeraceae. The record is from RefSeq and is a predicted model, not a curated record. Gene Ontology annotation, cellular component: plasma membrane. The transcript has a single exon. The annotation marks the transcript as partial.
AUUGUAGGAAACAUCCUGUUUUUGUUCUUCGGAGGAGGACUUUUCUGUGCUCUCUUCUACUUCUUGUUUGGUCUUGGCCUCUGUGCCUCCGUGGUUGGCAUUCCGUUUGGGAUCGCAACUUUCAAGAUGGGCCUGAUGGCCUUGUGGCCUUUCGGCGAGAAACUUGGAGGCUCGAUGGUAUGCAGAUGCGAGACCAGCGGAGUUGGGCUGACCCACCUCAUUCUCAACCUUAUGUGGCUUUGCAGCGGGAUAGGAAUCAUGGUGAGCAUGAUGCAUUUCUUCUUCGGCAUCAUCAACGCCAUGACGAUUUGCGGGAUUCCUUGCGCUUUGGCUCAUUUCAAGCUUGCUCUCCGGGCUCUAUGGCCAUUCAACUUCGACACCAUGACUGAG